Nothobranchius furzeri (turquoise killifish) is the source of this 1730-nucleotide messenger RNA. Its product is annotated as prostacyclin synthase. NCBI's taxonomy places the organism in Eukaryota, Metazoa, Chordata, Actinopteri, Cyprinodontiformes, Nothobranchiidae. The record is from RefSeq and is a predicted model, not a curated record. Gene Ontology annotation, molecular function: heme binding; iron ion binding; prostaglandin-I synthase activity. Gene Ontology annotation, biological process: prostaglandin biosynthetic process.
GGCGCCUGUUGAGUUUUACAGGAAAUUGGCGUCACUGACAAGGUGAUGUCAUGCGCAUUCGCAAUAACUGGGUGUAGACGCAUUAAAACCAAUGAGCGGUCUGAAGGGAGCAUUCAGACUUUCAGGAGUUUGAGCACUAGAAGAUGAUCUGGCUCGUUCCCCUCCUUGUUCUGCUUUACCUAACCUUCACACGGCGCUGGAGGUGUAAGAACGAGCCGCCCCUUGAUCCAGGAUUAAUCCCGUGGUUGGGUCAUGCGCUUGAAUUUGGAAAGGACGUUCCCAGAUUUAUAAACCGAAUGAAGCUGAAACAUGGAAAUAUUUUCACUGUCCGUGUGGCGGGUCGCUACGUCACAUGGCUGCUGGACCCUCACUCGUACGACGCCGUCAUCGACGAUCCGGACUCCCUGGACUUUGCCUGCUAUGCUCAGGUUCUCAUGGAGAGGAUUUUCAACCUGCAGCUCCCUCCACAGCAGCCAGCGAAAGCAAAGGCCAUGAUGAAAGGGUAUUUUUUGGGAACGAGCAUGUCCACUCUGAACAGCACCAUGGGCCGGCACCUGGAGACCCUGCUGAGAACAGAAACUCUGCAAAACCAGAGGAACUGGAAGAAGGAGGGACUCUUCAACCUCUCCUACAGCUUACUCUUUAGGGCGGGGUACCUGACGCUGUUCGGAGGGGAGCAGAACAACAACAGCACGGAUCCCUGCAGAGUCUACGAGGAGUUCAAGAAGUUUGAUGGUGUCUUGUGCAAACUGGCAAGGGGCACACUGGGAGCAGAGGAGAGGGAGACAGCACAGAGUGUUCGGAGAAGACUCUGGGAGCUUUUGGCUCCAGCCGGUCUGACUGAGAACUCGGGGUCAAGCCGCUGGCUUUACGCCUACAGACAGCUGCUGCAGGAGGAUGGGGUCGACGAGGAGACGCAGAGGAAAGCCCUGCUGAUGCAGCUCUGGGCCACUCAGGGUAACGUGGGUCCUGCUGCUUUCUGGCUCUUGGGUUACAUGUUGACAAACCCUGAAGCUCUAAUGGCAGUAAAAAGAGAGCUGGGCCAGAUCUCACGGACGGAGAACUCAGGGACUCCUCUUGUGCAAAGAUCUGAGAACACCCCUGUGUUUGACAGCGUUCUGGAAGAGACUCUGAGACUCACCGCCGCCCCCUUCAUAACAAGAGAGGUAGUGCAAGACAAGAUUCUCUGCAUGGCUGAUGGCCAGGAGUACCUGAUAAGAAAGGGAGACAGGGUGUGUUUGUUCCCCUUCAUCAGCCCUCAAAUGGACCCUGACAUUUACCAGGAGCCGCAGAAAUUCAAGUAUGAUCGCUUCCUGAACGGGGACGGAUCGGUGAAGAAGGACUUCUAUAAAGGGGGGAAGCGGUUGAAAUAUCGCACCAUGCCGUGGGGUGCAGGGACCAACGGCUGCGUGGGGAAGUCGUUUGCCAUCAAUACCAUCAGAAAGUUUGUUUACAUCUUGUUGACUAACUACGAUCUGGAGCUCUGUGACCCGAAUGCUCAGAUGCCAGAGAUAGAUGUUAGUCGUUAUGGAUUUGGGAUGCUGCAACCUGAGAGAGAUGUGUUCAUCCAAUACAGACCCAAGGAAACACACUAGUCACCCCCCAGACAAAAAAACAACGUUUUAUGUACAUUUCACCCUAAGAGCAAUGUUGAUUGUGGCGGUAUGUGUUGCAUAUCUACAUGUAAAAGCUGAUUAUUUUUUAUAUUUUUCAAUAAAUGAAAUACUUUA